CGCAACGGUCGACGAGUAAAGCAUCGCACUUUUGAUUUGAGUAGACUCAGAACACACAGUGAGAGAGAGAGAACUCAAAAAUGGUGGCGGCAGCAGCAGCAGCAUCAUACGAAGAGAGUCGCCGGAAAAGAAUGGAAGAAAACAAAAAGAGAAUGGAAGCUCUCAAUCUUCAUCAACUUUCUCAAUCCCUUCACAAAUCAUCUUCCUCCGCCGUUUCAAAACCAUCCCCUUCCAAACCUCGCACUCGCACCAUCCACAAAGAGCUCGUUGUUGUCCGACGCUCCAGCCGUGUCGCCAACUUGCCUACUCCCAUUUACAAAGAAGUUCUUAUUGAUCUACCUAGAAAUCGAAUUUCAAGAGGAGGUUAUAACAAGUACAGGGAUUAUUCGAAGAGAGUGUAUGCUUCCGAUGAAGCUAGAGAGGAAGCAUUGGAAAAGGCGGAAAAGUUACAAUCCGAUUUAGAUUCUGAUCAUCCAAUUUUUAUUAAGUCGAUGCUUCAAUCUCAUGUCACUGGUGGAUUCUGGCUGGGCCUUCCGGUUCAUUUCUGCAAGGAACACCUUCCAAAACAUGACGAAGAGAUGACUUUGAUCGAUGAGGAUGGGGAGGAGUCAAGAACUACAUAUUUGGCUAAAAAAACAGGACUUAGCGGUGGAUGGAGAGGUUUUGCUAUUGCUCAUAACCUUGUUGACGGAGACGCUUUAAUAUUUGAAUUAGUUAAACGCACUGCAUUCAAGGUGUACAUUAUUAGAGUGAAUGGUCCUUCGGAGGGUAAACAACUUGAGUGAACUGCAGUUAGAGAUUGGAGGCAGUAAAAUUAAUCUAGGUGUACAUUAUUAGAGUGAAUGGUCCUUCGGAGGGUAAACAGCUUGAGUGAACUGCAGUUAGAGAUUGGAGGCAGUAAAAUUAAUCUAGGUUUUGAUUCAAUUGUGUUUUAAAUGGAUUUAACGUCCACUUCAUCUGGAAUUGGUGAUAUUCAUUCGACUGAAGCAUCUGGAAGUGAACCAUUGACUUCAUCUGAUAGUUCUCAAUGUUGCCACCCUGACAUUAAGAAAUCAUGAGACACUUUAGUAUUUCAUUCUAUUAAAGAGGUUGAAGAUUUCUAUGGUCAGUAUGCAUAUAAAACUGGAUUUUCAAUCAGGAGUAUGUUGAAGUCGAAGAAUAAUUCAAAGAAUAAGAAGUCGGAUAAGAUACAUUACUUACGUUAUGUUUGUAACAAAGAAGGUUUUAAGAAAGGAAGUUUGCUUAAUCCGAACAACAAGCCAAGAUCAGACAGUCCGGUUGUUAUUGAAUUUGAAAAAGUGAAAGAGAGACCGGAGGAAAGGAUUGGUUGUAAAGCUGGAAUAUAUCUGAAGUUGGAUGAAGCAUUGAAUGUUUAUAAGAUAUAUAGAUGGGAAGGGACACACUGUCAUCAACUACAUAGAAAAGAGCAUCACCGUUAUCUCAGAUCAUUCCGAGAAGUAAAUCAAGUUCAAGGACAACUUGCUUUAAUUAAUUCUAAAGCUGGAAUGUCGAUGAGGACGUCUUAUGAAGUCAUGGGUCAAGGAGUUGGAGGCACGGAGAAUCUCCCAUUUCGGUUUUCGGACUUAAAGAAUUAUUUGAUGACAAUUCGUUCAAAGGAGAUGAUGAGGGGUGAAGCAACUGUAAUUCAAGAGUUUUUUAGGAAUGAAGCUAUGUCGAAACCAUCUUUUUACUAUGAUAUGCAAGUUGAUGCUGCAGAAGACAUAGCUAGCAUUUUUUGGGCAGAUGGAAUUAUGCAACUGAAUUAUUCUUUAUUUGGCGAUGUCAUCAGUUUCGAUACAACGUACCGAACAAACAAUCAAUAUCGUCCAUUAGGUUAGUAUUUUUUGCUUUUAAAUUAGUACUGAGUUGAUUUGGUUCAUUUAAAACUGGAAUAUAUCUGAAGUUUGACUUUCAGUAGUUUAUACAAUGAAACCAUUACUCUUGGUAAAUGGUUUCAGUUUAUAACUUGCUGAAACCAUAAAACCAUACUUAUGGUUUCAAUGUUAUAUUUCUCUUUUUUUUUUAGGUGUUUUGUAUAUCCCCCUACCAACCAUACAUAGCUAGCUAGUUGUGUAUAAUUUUGAUUUUGCUUUUGAUCUUGAUUUUGAUUCAAUUAUAAUGUCUUUUGUAAACAAUGAGAUUGUAGUUCUUUCUAAUUGAAACAAAUACACACAUGACUAGCUACAUAUGAUAGAAACAAAUAUACACUGAAACCAUUAAUAUUGGUAAAUGGUUUCAGUAUAUAACUUACUUAUGAUUGCUUUAUAUAUGUUGUAAUUUGUUUUGAUUUGGUUCAUUUAUUUUUGCAUCCGCCUUUCUUGGUUUUGACAAUCAUCGCAAGAGUGUCUUAUUUGGUGCUGCCUUACUGUAUGAUGAGACAGCUGCUACUUUUGAUUGGUUAUUUACCACAUUCUUGAAGUGCAUGUCUAAUAAGAAACCACAGACGAUAUAUACAGACCAGGCUACUGCGUUGUUGAAGUCAGUUCCGAAUAUUUUUCAAGGUGUUUUCCAUGGUCUUUGUUCGUGGCACAUGUCAGAGAAUGCAAAGAAAAAUCUCGGUACUCGUGCGAACAGUUCCUUUUUUGAUGAGAUAACUAAUUUGAUUUCAAAUGUAGAAGACGAAUCAGAUUUUGACUACAAUUGGGAUCAGAUGAUGAAAUUUUUUUUUGUUGAAAGGCCUAUUUCAGACUGGACAUGGCUUGUCCAGACUCAUAGGAAUCGUAUGCACUGGUCUUCAGCUUGGAUCAAGUCACAUUUUACAGCUGGUCUGAAGACGACUCAGUUAAGUGAGUCUUUCAAUGCUUUUCUUCGUGGAUUUUUGCAGCCAUACCAUUCACUUGUUCAAUUCUUUAGUCAUUUCAACGUUAUGGUUCAGAGGAUGAGGGAUAAUCAUGCUGAUUUGGACUUCAAGGCUGCUAACACUAGAACAAGAAAAAAUUACCCCAAC
Molecule: messenger RNA, 2947 nt
Organism: Trifolium pratense (red clover)
Lineage: Eukaryota; Viridiplantae; Streptophyta; Magnoliopsida; Fabales; Fabaceae
Product: B3 domain-containing protein At3g19184-like
Exons: 7
Coding region: 81-785 (234 amino acids)
Molecular function (GO): DNA binding
Source: RefSeq, a predicted model, not a curated record